This is a messenger RNA of Dendrobium catenatum, 1729 nucleotides long. RefSeq names its product nucleolar GTP-binding protein 1. Gene Ontology annotation, molecular function: GTPase activity; GTP binding; RNA binding. Bases 143 to 1492 code for a protein of 449 amino acids. Gene Ontology annotation, biological process: ribosomal large subunit biogenesis. The record is from RefSeq and is a predicted model, not a curated record. The transcript is spliced from 16 exons. Gene Ontology annotation, cellular component: nucleolus. Lineage: Eukaryota; Viridiplantae; Streptophyta; Magnoliopsida; Asparagales; Orchidaceae.
UUUAGUCCAAUCCAAAACCAAACAGCUGCUACGCUUUCUCCACCCGCGCGAACCCUCUCCACUCCCGCUCGACUCUUGAUCCUACCCGAAUGCGUCGCCCCUCUCGCCAAGAAUUCGUCCUUCGUCACCCUUCUCUUCAGGCAUGAUAAGUGGCAGCAGAAUCUUCAGUCUUAUCCAACAAUCGUGGAUUCCAUCGCCCGGCAAACUGUCCCUGCUUCGGCCAAGAGGAAAAGAAUACCAGCUAUCAAGAGUUACCCUUCCUACAUUGCACGGGCAGGGUGUUUCUUUUCAGUAUUUUCAGCGGAACAUACAUUCAGCUAUUGGGGAAGUUAUUGAUAGUGGUCAUGCUUUUGUAUAUCAUGUUGGCUCUAAGGAAAAACCUUUGGAAACACUAGAAACAGUUGGCGCAUUUCAGAAGCUGCCAAUGGUGAUGCCUUCAGCGGAUAUACUUUCUUCUGCACUAAGAAAGACAAAAAAUAUUGCUGCUACAAAGGGUAUUGCGAACAUUGCCAAGCGAGAGAGAAAUAAAGGUGCAAAGCAACUUGAUGCAUUAAUGAAAGAAUUAGCCAUUCCUCUCCGAAUGUACGUUGAGAGUUUUCCUAAAAAGCGGUACUUGCAUCCAUAUGAGAAAUCACUUAUUCAGUUAACUUUUGGAGAUGGCAGUUACGAGGAGGUAUUGAAAAGGGUAGAUGAUCUCAGAAAGAAGCUCUUAUUCGUUGGAAAGAAGCAUGCAGCCCUUUGCGCCCAGUCCAUAUCUAAGCGUGAAGCUGAAGAAAGAUUAAGUGAGGGUCUUAAGAAGCUCGAAGAAGUUUUCAAACUUGAAAAAAAUGCUGUUGACAAUUUAUUACAUGUGGCAAAGGUGCUACGUGCCAUGCCUGUGGUGGACCUAAAGAUACCAACUCUUUGCCUUGUUGGAGCACCCAAUGUGGGGAAAUCUUCCCUAGUUCGCAUACUUUCGACAGGAAAACCAGAGGUUUGCAACUAUCCUUUCACCACAAGGGGAAUUCUGAUGGGACACAUCGUUGUAAACUAUGAGCAUUUUCAGGUUACUGAUACACCAGGUCUACUCAGAAGACAUGAUGAUGACAGGAACAAUUUAGAAAAGUUAACGCUCGCUGUACUGGAACAUUUACCUACUGCUAUAUUGUAUGUUCAUGAUCUCACAGGAGAAUGUGGGAUCUCUCCAGCUGAUCAGUUCGUCAUAUACAAGGAUAUCAAGGGAAGAUUUGGGGAUCAUCUUUGGCUUGACGUUGUCUCUAAAACUGAUCUAAUGCAAGAGCUGCCUAUAGAUGGAAUUUUAAAGGAUGAUGGUGAUGAUGAUGAUGAUGAUGCCAUUAGAUACAAAGAAUUUGGACCAGACGAUGCGAUAUGGGUUUCAGUGAAGACCGAAGCUGGUAUCAGUGAGCUGAAAUCUAGAGUUAAAGAUCUGCUCACGUCCCAGAUGGCUAGGAUCAGAAGUGGGAACUCCAACCAUUCAGAAUGCGAAAGCUGAGGUUUGAGAAAUGGUCAUGGUCUUGCAGAGUGAGGUUGAUUGGUGUUUCCAUGUUUUAUUUUGUUGCAUAUUUUCUUUUAUUUUUUUGUAGCGGUUGAAAGAUAGAUUAAUGUAUUGGGUAAUCUCUUGGUUAUUGUAAAUCAAAGUUUGAUGAAUAUAUAUAGAGUAAAAAAUUUUGAUGUAUAUGAUUCAUAGUUGGUUUUGCUGCGCUGAUUUAUAUUGAAUGAAUUUAUAGAA